ACCGUGAACUCUUUUAAAGUCGGUUUUGUCUUCUGCAUGAGGAGAUGACGUCUCAUAGCCGAGUUUUUGAGCAUAUUUUUGGAAGCAGCCUAGUACAAUCUUUUGAUGGGUGAGGAAUAUUCUCAUUGGUUUAUAGUAUUUUAAUUGAUUCACUAAUACAUUUUUGCUUUUACAGUCAAUCUGGCAACUUUGAAACACUGCUAAGUUGUGCAAGCAAUCAUUUGCAAUUGCUUUACUACUGUCCAGAAAGAACAGAACAUAAUGGCAAUGGGCGCAUUGGAAAUGCAAAUGUUAGUUUUGAUUUAUUGGAGCUUUCUAAUAGAAUUUCCCUUUUUGACUCCUUAAAACUUAUAGGAGGAAAUGGCAGUAUGAGGUGCUCUUGCUUUCUACAGGAGUCAUGCAAAUUGGAUGGGUCACUUCCAACUCCAAAUUUGGUCCUGGGCAGGGGGUAGGAGACACCUUUGAUUCAUAUGCCUUUGAUGGGAGUAGAGUCCGGAAAUGGAAUAUAUCAGCUGAGGACUAUGGAGAAAAAUGGGAGGAAGGUGACAUUAUUGGCUGUUGCAUUGACCUUGAUGAGGGCUGUCUGGAGUUCUUCAGGAAUGGAAGAUCAAUGGGAGUGGCCUACCGAAAGAUUCAAAUUGGUCCAGGAAUAGUCUACUUUCCAGCAAUUAGCUUGCAGCAGAAGGAGGGUGUGAUUGCAAUAUAUGGCUCCACUCCCCUCAUCUACCCUGUUGAAGGUUUCAAUCCAAUUCAAGAACCGCCCCAUAAGGCCCUUGCAUCAGUAACAUACCUCCUUGACUCUACGAGUAAACUACUUUCCUUAAUGGAUAGUCGUGCUGUUGCACCGGACAAUGGCCCAGAAAUAUCCCAUGAAGCAGUUUUGAUGGAAGCAGGAAAGAUAUUGAUCCCAUGCCUCACUUCAUUUUUUACAAAUUCUUAUGUAGUUGAUGCAAAACUAAUACCAUUCUUAAAAGCUCUCUGUGAAGCAGAAAACAUGAAUGUCAAUCGAAGCCAUUUACGUCCAUCAGCUCGUGUCACUAAAAACAGUACAUCAUGCUCUAACAAUACCCAAAAAAUGAAUACUUUCUUAGACCUGAUCUGGUCUUUUACAGAGAGAAGUUAUUUGAAAGACUGGACAAAUACUUUAGUAACAAGGCUUGCAUCAAAAUUUCAACACAAUUUAAGACCAUUAUUGCUAGAGUUUUCUCAGCAGAAAGAUGCCAUUUUGAUUCUGCACAGUUUGCUGAAUCAUACCAAGCUUCGUCAUUUCUUGAUGACUCAUGUACUCUUUGAGGGAAUCAAAUUUCCAUUGUUUAUGAACAUUAAACUGCCAUCCAAUGGAAGUACCUCAUUUUGGGAAACUGAUCCCUCAAUAAAGUUAAAUACUCGUGCAUACACAGCUGCAGUUAACAGAAUCAGCAAUGGCAUAAACAGUCUAGAGGAAAUGCAAGUGGAUAUGCUCCUGACUCUACUGGAUGACUCAGAUGGCUCAUCUACACAACAUUCCUCACGGAGAAUAUUUUUGGAUAAAUUUAGGUUGCUACGUCGUCAAUUUUAUGCAUUGUAUCGAGUUGAAUCAUUUAAAAGUCCUGGUAGCCCUGUCUUUCUCUUGUGGCCAUUCUUUCUUCGUCUUUUGCGUGUUUUAGAACUUCUUUGGCCAAGAGAAAUUGGUAGUCCCAUUCCAGAUGUGGUACCUUCAGCCAAAUUUUAUGAUGGGUCUAUCUCUUACUAUGAUAUUGAUCGACUAGGAGGAGUACUGUUGUACUUAUUCAAGACAUUUCUGAAUGAGUUGGAACGAAGAUUUGGUGUUUCUCAACUAGCAAUGCUGACACAGAUUGAUACUCGACAAGAUGCUCAUUCUGUUGUAGAUUCUACCACUUCAACUUUUAGGAACCUUACUGGACCAAUGGAUUUAAAUAUUGAACCUUACUCUGAUCAGCUUGAAACAACGGGCACAACCCAGAAUACUCGUCAGAUAGAGCACUCUAUGGAUGCACAAAGCUUUCUCUCCGAUAUUUUGGAUGGUCUUAUUUUAUUUUACCACAUAGCCAACAGAACUGAUUCAUUGACUGAUUGUAUAAAUCUUAGUCAAAAUAGAGUUAAAGAUAUUGUCCAGUGUCUCACAGAAACAAAAGAUACUAUAAAGUGUUUUCAUUCUUCAUCAAAACAUGAGCCAGAUGUACUGAAGGCUUUAGAAUCAUCAUACAAUGUGCUUCUUGAACAUCUUCAUCACGCGACUUCUCAUCUUGCAGCACUUCAUGCUAUGAGAUAUCCUUGUAGGCACUCUUGGUUAUUCAAAGUCGUUCUGAACACAAUGGUCACAUCCGCAGAAGAUGAAAAUCUCUUCAAUUUUGUACCAGAGUUUUAUUUGGACUGCCUGCUUGACAUGCUGAAGACUCUAAGUUUUGAAGCUAAGCCUACAUUUGUCUCUUUAGAGGAGACUCCAGAUCGAAACCAGCUUACCCAAAGAGCUGUGCAGUUCAUUUGUGAACAUGUAGAUGACCAGCGUAUUCGUAUAGCUAAAGCAAAGGAUACACUUUUGAUUGCUCUAUUAGACAUUGUUACCACUCCGAAUCUGGUUGAAGUUUUACAUGCCAUUCCAAAAGCAAGCCAAAUGAAUAUGAUAAAGUUUCUUUUGCAACCCUAUGAAAACAGAGCUUGGGCCAGUAGCAAUUGGAUUCUAGUUAGAAUAUGGCAUGGGUCCCAAGCAUCAUUUGCGUCUAGUGGCCAUUGGUCACAGUACCAUAAAUAUAAACUAAAACCAAGACCUCUGUCUUAUCCAAUAAACCCUCCUGGUCUUGAGUGUGACCCAUACCCUUCAUAUCCACUUCAAGAACUAAUUCAGAGCAUCCUCACAAGUGAAUCUGAAUUAGCUAUUUCUUUUUUAAAUUCUGUUCUCAAUCAGUUGAAUUGGGCCUUUUCAGAGUUUAUAGGAAUGCUGCAAGAGUUGCAGAAUGCGUCCAAUCGUCAGGAGAGAGUCCUAGUGGAGUCUCGACAACUUAAAAUUUGUGCAACUUGUUUUGAUCUCACCUUAGCCCUGCUAAGAGUGUUGGAAAUGGUAUCUACACUGGCCUUGCCAGUCUUUGUAAGUCCUGACGAGCCGAAGUCCUACUUUUUACUUGCCCGUCUCUGCCAGUUGCUCUGUCAAGUUUUGAAUCGUGCCAGUUCUCAGGAUGGUUGCUUUCAUCACAUAACAACCCUUGAGAUUCCAGGUCUUGAGAAUGUUGAGCACCUUCCCAUCUUAACAGCAACUUGUGGAAUUAUCCUUGCAAUUCUUAAGGAAGAUAUAGAAAAUUUCAAAGAAGAAAUAACUGUUCCCCUAAGUGUAUCUGUUCCAAAAGUCUCUAAAACAUUGUUAGUGGAACCAAGUUUUCAAUUAUCCUCAUUUACAUUUCUUACGGAGGAGAACCCCCACUUAUUUUCACUUAAAUACUACAAGGAGCACAUAAAACCUGAAGAAAUGGCAAAGGUUAGCAAGAUGCUGACAAUGCUUACCCACUAUCACCAUAUACUGUCUCAAACAAAUGCAGUCCCUGUUGAUGAAGAUGAAAUGUGCACCAUCUGUUUUGCCUUUCCAAUAUCAACAGUCUUUGAACCAUGCAAACAUCAUUCCUGUCGGGCUUGCAUCACCCAUCAUUUGAUGAAUUGCAAAGACUGCUUUUUCUGCAAAUCUCUCAUUACAAAGGUUGUUGAUGAUGAGGGAAAUGUCAUAUUUGAUACAGAUCAAAUGCAGCAAUUGCAUGAUGUUUGAUAUUUGAGUAGGAUGUAAUUGAACCUUUAAGACAUCAU
This is a messenger RNA of Thrips palmi, 3789 nucleotides long. Its product is annotated as E3 ubiquitin-protein ligase RNF123-like. The transcript has 21 exons. Gene Ontology annotation, molecular function: protein binding; ubiquitin-protein transferase activity. Bases 398 to 3751 code for a protein of 1117 amino acids. Gene Ontology annotation, cellular component: cytoplasm. Lineage: Eukaryota; Metazoa; Arthropoda; Insecta; Thysanoptera; Thripidae. The record is from RefSeq and is a predicted model, not a curated record.